GUCUCCCGCCUUGCACUGUCGGGCCUCCGCAACUGGACAACAGCAGCCUCACCAAGUGCAGUGUUUGCUGCUCGACACUUCCGGCCCUUCUUGCCCCCAAGAGGUCAGGAACUGGGGCAGCCCUGGUGGAUUAUCCCCAGUGAGCUGAGCGUCUUCACAGGCUAUUUGUCCAACAACCGCUUCUAUCCACCACCACCCAAGGGCAAGGAGGUCAUCAUCCAUCGGCUGCUAAGCAUGUUCCACCCACGCCCCUUUGUGAAGACCCGCUUUGCCCCUCAGGGCACUGUUGCCUGCCUGACCGCCAUCAGUGACUCCUACUAUACUGUGAUGUUCAGGAUCCAUGCCGAGUUCCAGCUCAGUGAGCCUCCUGACUUCCCCUUCUGGUUCUCCCCUGGCCAGUUCACAGGCCACAUCAUCCUCUCCAAAGAUGCCACCCACAUCCGUGACUUCCGGCUCUUCGUUCCCAAUCACAGGUCCCUGAAUGUGGACAUGGAGUGGCUGUAUGGGGCCAGUGAGACCAGCAAUAUGGAAGUUGACAUUGGCUACAUACCCCAGAUGGAGCUGGAGGCUGUGGGCCCCUCAGUGCCUUCUGUGGUUCUGGAUGAGGAUGGCAACUUGAUUGACAGCCACCUACCCUCAGGGGAGCCCCUCCAGUUUGUGUUUGAGGAGAUCAAGUGGCAGCAGGAGCUGAGCUGGGAGGAGGCCGCCCGGCGCCUGGAGGUGACCAUGUAUCCUUUCAAGAAGGUCACCUAUCUGCCAUUCACAGAGGCCUUUGACAGAGCCAAGGCCGAGAACAAACUAUUGCAUUCAAUCUUGCUGUGGGGAGCCCUGGACGACCAGUCCUGCUGAGGUUCAGGGCGGACUCUCCGGGAGACUGUCCUGGAAAGCCCGCCCAUCCUCACCCUCCUGAACGAGAGCUUCAUCAGCACCUGGUCCCUGGUGAAGGAGCUGGAGGACCUGCAGAACCAGCAGGAGAACCCCCUACACAGGCAGCUUGCGGGCCUGCACCUGGAGAAGUACAGCUUCCCUGUAGAGAUGAUGAUUUGCCUGCCCAAUGGCACUGUGGUCCACCACAUCAACGCCAACUACUUCCUGGACAUCACCUCCAUGAAGCCUGAGGACGUGGAGAACAACGUUUUCAGCUUCUCAUCCAACUUUGAGGACCCUUCCACGGCCACCUACAUGCAGUUCCUGAAGGAGGGACUCCGGCGAGGCCUGCCCCUCCUCCAACCCUAGUGGGCAGAGAGCAUAGGAAACCUGGACCCAGUGGAAAUCUAGUGGACAGUCCCCACAGAUCGUGAGGCCAAAGUGCCCUCGGGCCAUUUCAGACUAGAGAUGGUCCUCACCUCGUUCCCAGGCUACCUUUCAGGGUCCAAGUUCAACUAAACCUGCCACCCUUGCUUAGCCUGAGUGAUAGUGGAUAGACGAUGGGGCCUGCCUGACCCAGUCAAUGAACCAAGUUUGCUGCUGCUGUCAGCUCUUCCCCACCCACCCGGCUCCAGAAGCUUCUUAGAGACCCCCAAAACAGGACCUGGGGUGAUGUCCCUGGACUUCCUACCCAGUGACAUAGUCCAGGGUCUCUGUGAAGACCUUAGCAGAGUGGGCUGGAAAGACAAGGUGGCCCCACCCAAAGGAAUCAAGGAGUAUGGCCAAGGGGCCAGGCUGCAGUUAUGCCUGUUUGUCUGGAGCCUUCCAUCCUGGCCAUCCCUCAGCAGCCUUCUGUGUCUAGUGUCCCCAGCUGGGAUCAUUCUCAGCUGGAGACCUGUCUGGAGCCCAUGUGCAGAGCCCUCCUGCAGAAGGAAACCACACGGUCUGACUGCUGCUCUCCAGAGCAUUCUACUGACCCAGUAACCAGACCCCAGGUCUGUUUGGGGAGUUGGGGACGUUUGCUAUGAAGUAGGUUGUGUUUUACCAAGGGGGUUCUGGGGACCGAGGCAUUCCUGCCAUCUGCCCUAGCAGAGUCAGAGCAGGACUGCUGGAGCCAGCAUCCUCAUGACACCUCCUACCCCAACCCCCACUCACAGAAGGAUAUCCUAGGCAAAGAACACAACCUUCCCCACAGCCAGCACCGUCCUGGCCACCAGGGGAUCCCAGAACUGCUCAUUUACCACUGGGAGGCUCCAACUCCCCUUGGCAACUCGGGGACUUGGUCCACAUCCUGAGCCGCUGACCAUGGUCAGUCUCUCUUUUAUACAUGCAGCAAAGUGUUUUUAUAUGAACUUUCUCACAGUUUAUAGGUAUUUUUUUAAAAUAAUCUGAGUGCUGAGGAGAAAGACAGGGUAAAGCCUUCCCCCAGCAGCAGCCCCAUGACGGCUGGGUCUGAAAUCCCAGAUGGAUCCAGUCUGAUGCUCUCGCAGCUGCACAUGUGGGAAGAAAUAUGCCUCUCUUCAUGCUCCUCCAGGUUUCUAGAAGCAGUCCUCUGAGGACCAGUACUCCCCCAGCUCUACCUGCCCUCCACACAGACCCAGGAGGAGCCUAGGACUUAUAUCUCAUUAAGGCCUUGACGUCAUCAGCCAGUUCCGUGUGCUCUGUUCUCUCCUGUUGUGCCCUUGCCCCACCAGGGACUCUGUUUUAAACCUGGUAGAGGAAGAAGGCAGGCAGACUGUCCCUUAGACCUGCUCUCCUGCCUGCCACUGCCCCACAGCAGCUUGUUUCCAAGAGCCUUGGCUCUGAGACACUUUGCUAAGAUCACAAUUUUUUUUCCCUCUUUAAAUUCUCACAACACCCUGUGAGGUGGAAAAUUGUUCCCAUUUUUCAGAUGAAAACUCUUGAGUCUCAGGGAAGCAAAGUGACCUCCCAGAGCCUCUCAGAGUACUAGAGUUGUGAUUCAGACCCAUAUUUGACUCCAAUGGAGGUGCUUUCUUUAUACCCCUGCCUCGUCUUCCUGUGAUGGGAAUGUUUUUUUAAAUUAUCAUGUCCCCUGAUCUCCAUACCAAACAGGGAGGAAGCCAACAGCUCUGCAGGUUCACUGUCCUAAAAGGCACUGCUGCCAUGACCUCUACAGAGACAGAGGGCACCUGAGCCCUUCCCAAUCUGCACUGUCUCCUAGGCAUGGGUACAUUAGUUCUCUCACCAGAGACCCAGACUCCACACUGAACAAUUCUGGUCCUAUGUAAAGCACUGACUGCUUGGGCUUUCCAAGUCUUCAUCUUACACCUCUACCCAUCUCCAGAUGUGCUUUUGUCACCCCUCUGCCUCUUGGUUCCUCUGUCCCCAACAUGUCCUAUAAUAAAUCAGAGAGGCUAAGA
Molecule: messenger RNA, 3248 nt
Organism: Nannospalax galili (Upper Galilee mountains blind mole rat)
Lineage: Eukaryota; Metazoa; Chordata; Mammalia; Rodentia; Spalacidae
Gene: Selenon
Product: selenoprotein N
Biological process (GO): calcium ion homeostasis; skeletal muscle fiber development
Cellular component (GO): endoplasmic reticulum membrane
Source: RefSeq, a predicted model, not a curated record